This is a messenger RNA of Hyla sarda, 3378 nucleotides long. RefSeq lists its product as uncharacterized. Lineage: Eukaryota; Metazoa; Chordata; Amphibia; Anura; Hylidae. The record is from RefSeq and is a predicted model, not a curated record. Bases 1286 to 2944 code for a protein of 552 amino acids. The transcript is spliced from 8 exons.
AUAGGAGGUGCAGAUAUUUGUAACCAACAGUGCAGGUACAUGUACUUAAUUAAGGGCGCACUGGCCCUUUAAAUUUUAGAGUGCUGGCACGUGCCCGCGUUAGGAGAGGAGGUCACGCGCACCGGCGCUGCAAGAAGACAGAAGGGAAGGGAGCGCUCACGGCCAGGGUGUCUGGCCGGAGGGCAGACCGUGACAGAUGGCCUGCCAUUCAUUGUAUCCACAGACUGCCUAUGGUGCCCUCUAUGACAGAUAGUCAGCCAGAGAUAGUCAGUGCUUCUUCAUGUUCACCCAGUGCCCAUUGUGCCCUGUGUGUGUUUCGAAUUGCAGAGGUCAUCCUGCUAGUCUGUCUUCUGUUACUGUCUCAUGGUUGAUCAAUGUUUUUGGAGAGGGGUUCGUUAUAGACUCCUGUGGGGGUCUGUACAAUGUAUCUCACACUUCAUCAUGGUUUCUGUUAUGAUCAAAAUCCAAAAAUGCAGAAAUAUCCAAAGCCUAAUUUCUGCCACAAGAGCAUGGCUUUUAAAAAUCAUAUUCAGACAUAUGGAACAGUUGCAGAAAAUGUGCACAUACUUUUAUCACAGCCUCUCGCUACAGCACACAGGUAAGUCAUGAGUACCCUAAACAACGUGAGCAAAGAGAAAACCACCAGACAUAUCACCAUAAUAGACUGAGCUGCACUACACGUUCUAUGGCUCCAGCUGCUGGGACUUCAUCGCCUUCUCCCCGAUGGGGGUGAAAGCUAUGAAAGGGGAAACCAAGCACAGAACAGAGCAAGGCACAAAAAAGAAAUACACAGUGAUGGAAUCUUUCACAUUGUUGAUGACUUCUAUAGGCAGGAAAUAGUUAAACCUAACACUAACAAAGCUCUGAGAUAUGGACUGUAGAGUUUGGCCUCCGGUGGGUGCGGCCCGGAUGCCUAUCUACGCUGAACUUAGAAAAUAUUUAACUCCUGGUCGCCCUGUCUAUAAGCAGAAACCGAGAUCCAGAAAAUCUAAAGAAUCUGAAGUUUGCAGAAACUGGAAUUCCCUGGGAAACCAUGAGACACACCAUGUUACCAGAGAUUGUGUGUCUGUGUAUUGUGUAGUCAUUAAAUAUCCCAUACAGAAGCAUACGAGAAAGGAAUACUUCGAAGACUUGUAGACUCCAUGCAUUGCAUUCUACUCAAUGUUUUCAAGGUAUUCUUCCAAGGCGUUAUCUUAUAACGAGAACUGUGAUGAAGUUUAGAGAAGAAGGAUAUAAAGGAAUGUACGUGAAGGUGGAGGUUUUGUGACAGUCCUUUGUACAAGAGAUGGGGCUGACGGUGAGAGACGCUCUGGUCUACGCUCUAGAGAAUCUGGAGAAGAUGGGGUUCAAGAAGUUCCGAAAGCAGUUACAUGAAAUUGAGGUCAAAGGAGAUUAUAGGAGGAUCCCGAGGGGCAAACUGGAGGACAAGGAUUGGGGCGACGUUGCCGAUCUGAUCAGGGAAUACUACAAGGAUGUCUACGGGGUUGAGGUGGCCCUGGCAGUUCUAGACAAGAUCAAUGAGAAGAAAGUAGCAGAGGAACUCCAGGAAGACUUGCAAAAAGUGGACCGAUUUGUAAGGCUGAAUGAAUUGGAGGAAUCGAGAUGUUUAGCCCCUACAGCCACGCCAAUGAGGCUACGCCUGAACGACACCGGAGAGAUGAUUGGCUCCAUAACUCUAGAGACCUUUUAUCCUGGAUAUCUCCAUAUUGAGUGGAAGUGUGGAAGAGAGAAACCAGAAGAAGUUUUAUCAUCCCAAGACGUCUACAGAGAAAGUCCUGAUCAGAGAUCCUUCUCAGUGUGUAGUGAAGUCAGGAUUUCACAGGAUUCCCUCAGAUAUCCAGAAUCCACAGUAUAUGUCACCUGGGAACAUGAAUAUACAAAUACCAAGGGGCAGCACAAAUUCUCUAUCGCAGAUGAAGAUUUCCUUUGGAGACCAGUAGCGGAGGACAUACAGACACCACCAUGUUUGUAUCAUGACACCCCGGGCGUCCUACAAUGUGACAUAUCAGGAUAUUACCCAGACGCCCUCACUGUGAAGUGGUUCAGGAAAACUAAACAGAAUCUUGAGUUAUGUGAAGAAUCUGACGAUGUUUCUAUUCCGAAAAUCAGAUCAAAUAAAAAUCCAGAUCACACCUACAGCUGUACAGCAAGGAUAAUGAUCACCCCCACACUGAGCAACCACCGGGGGGCAGAAUACGUUUGUCAAGUGGAACAUCCAUCUCUGGAAAAGGCAAUGAAGAGAAGCACAGGAGGGAUCCGAAUGCUGGCAAAACCUCAGCCGGAGCCCAUAAGGAAGUCGCUGGUUGAUGAUUGGUUUAUUCAGUUUUCCCUGCAUCUUAAGAGUUUUUACCCUAAAGAAAUAAAGGUGAAAUGGCAUCUGGGGGAGAAGGAAUUCAGAAAAGGGGUGAAGGAGAUGACACGACACACAGAAGUGUUCACAGAACGAGAAGAUUUGUUGUUUGAUGUUAUCAUUGAAUGUCGCAAAUGGUUAGGGGGCUUUGAGAAUCCUGAAUAUAAACUGUAUGUAACUUGGGAGCACGAGUCUAUGGAUGGACCUGAGACCAGGACCUUGUCUUUGAGAGAUCUGCCCUGGAUCCCACAAGUGGCUGAAAUUUUUGUCCUCAGAUUGGUAGAUAAUCAAAGAACCAGGAUGGGAUGCUGUGUUACCGGCUAUUUCCCCGAUAAAUUGACUGUGUCCUGGUAUAAAAAGGAAAAUAACAUGGUGUCUCCAGUGCAGGACACCAACAAUGUGGCUACAGAGGUCGAACCACACAAAAGGAAAAACAUGACAUCUGGUUGUACAGCAAUUUUAUAUUUCACUCCGGACGCUGAGAAGGACCAAGGGUCAGAAUUUAUCUGUAGGGUGGAGCAUCCCUGCCUGGAGCAUCCGAUAGAGAGGAGCACCGGACCCCUCCGAAUACUAAGACGUGGUGAAGAGGAAUGAUGACAAUACAGGGGUCCAUCAGUCUGCGAAGAGGAAUGAUGACAAUACAGGGGUCCAUCAGUCUGCGAAGAGGAAUGAUGACAAUACAGGGGUCCAUCAGUCUGCGAAGAGGAAUGAUGACAAUACAGGGGUCCACCAUCCUGCACUGCAAAGACACCGUUCAAGGGUCCCAUUGUUUCUCUUUAGUGAUCUCCAUUACAGGGCCUUAUUUCAGGCUGUUCCUGGAUUUGCAGUUCACACUCAUUCAUUUGACUAGCGAGAAGUAACAUCCUAUCUGGUAUCAAUACCACAGUCCCAGAACAUCAUGAAUUUAUUUUUAGGGACCCUUCUUAUGACAACCUCUUGAAGCAUUAUGUUGUAAUAUUUUAUGUUAAAGGGGUACUCCUCUGCUCAGCGUUUGGAACAAACUGUUCCGAAUGCUGGAGCUGGGAGCU